GCGGCUGGAGGGCGGCGGGCUCGGGCGGACAUGGCGCUGCAGUUCGGCGGGGCGGGCGCGGCGGGCACGGCCGAGGAGCCGGCGUUGGUGGGGGGUAGCUUCGGGGCUGCGGACUCGUUCCCCAAGGACUUCGGCUACGGGGAGGAGGAGGAGGAGGAGGCGGAGCUGGAGGGAGGCCCAGGGCCUGGAGGGCCUGGUGGCGGCGCGGGCGGGCCCGGCGGCGGCGCGGGCGGGGCGGACUCCAAGCCGCGGAUCCUGCUUAUGGGGCUGCGGCGCAGCGGGAAGUCCUCUAUCCAGAAGGUGGUGUUUCACAAAAUGUCUCCCAAUGAGACUCUCUUCUUGGAAAGUACCAACAAGAUCUACAAGGAUGAUAUUUCCAACAGCUCAUUUGUGAAUUUCCAAAUCUGGGAUUUUCCUGGGCAGAUGGACUUUUUUGAUCCAACAUUUGAUUAUGAGAUGAUCUUCAGAGGAACAGGUGCUCUAAUAUAUGUCAUUGAUGCCCAGGAUGACUACAUGGAAGCUCUAACAAGACUCCACAUUACAGUUUCUAAAGCCUACAAGGUCAACCCAGAAAUGAACUUUGAAGUUUUUAUUCAUAAAGUUGAUGGUUUAUCAGAUGACCAUAAAAUUGAAACUCAGAGGGAUAUUCAUCAGAGGGCUAAUGAUGACCUUACAGAUGCUGGGCUUGAAAAACUUCACCUUAGCUUUUAUUUGACCAGUAUCUAUGACCAUUCAAUAUUUGAAGCCUUCAGUAAAGUGGUACAGAAGCUCAUUCCACAAUUGCCAACGCUGGAAAAUCUACUAAAUAUCUUUAUAUCAAAUUCAGGCAUUGAAAAAGCUUUUCUCUUCGACGUAGUCAGCAAAAUCUACAUUGCAACAGACAGUUCCCCUGUGGACAUGCAGUCAUAUGAGCUGUGCUGUGACAUGAUUGAUGUAGUGAUAGAUGUUUCCUGUAUAUAUGGGUUAAAGGAAGAUGGCACUGGCAGUGCUUAUGAUAAAGAGUCCAUGGCAAUAAUCAAGCUCAAUAACACAACAGUCCUGUACUUAAAGGAGGUUACAAAGUUUUUGGCAUUAGUUUGCAUUCUUAGGGAAGAGAGUUUUGAGCGCAAAGGUCUGAUAGACUACAAUUUUCAUUGCUUCCGCAAAGCCAUCCACGAAGUCUUUGAAGUAGGUGUUGCCUCUCACAGAAUCUGCAACCAUCAAUCAAGCGCCUCAAAUAUGAAAGCAGUGACUCACAACGGCACGCCUAGGAACGCAGUCUAGAGGAGAAUUCAAGACCUUGGCUAGACUUGUCAGCUCUUCACUCCAAAGUUUUGUGGGAGGAGGGAAACAGGAGUCUGAAAGCCUGAAGUGUGUUUCACAGCAGAAGAAAAGUAGAGCUAACUGCGAAGCAGCAGCUUUGUAACUUGUGUUGGACAACUGAAACUACUGUUAAAAGACAAAUACAAACCAAAAGAGCUUGAGGCCAGUGGAGUUAGAAACCACCAAGGUUUGGAACCAGCUUUGUUGCAAGUGCAGUGGUUUUUCAGUUUGGAGCCCUGUUUGUAAAAAAAGUCUGUCUCUGACUGAUUUGCCUGGUCAAAACUUAAAAGGUGAAACACUGAAUAAUCACUUGCUCAAUGUUUGUUUGGUUUUUUUAUUAAUCUGUAUAAUAAUAUCCACCUCUGCUUUAAGUUUUACCCUUUUGUCAUUAAGGAAAAAAAAAACAACAACAACAACAAAAAAAAAGAGGUAAUGUUACUCCUUAGCUUGUGAAACUCAGGCUUUUUGUUUUGUGAGGCUGAGCUCACAAAUCAUUCCAGAAGGCAGUUCUUGCUCUCGCCGGCGUGGUGAAUUCUGUCCUUGUUAAGUAGGUGCAAGGUAGAGCUCUGUUCUGCUGAUUUCUCUGUUUGGAGAGCUGACCCGGAGUGUCAUUUAGGAGAUGGAGGUACUUUGCUUUCAGGCCACACUUCUUGGUAUGCCCCCUUCGAGCAAAAGGAAGUAAUAAAACCAGAAAUAAACUACCUGCUCUCUUUUGCAAAGAAACCCCAUGGGUGUCCUGGAACUGUGAUUCAUCCUAUCCACAAAACAACUGCAUGGCUAACUAAACCGGAAUGUCUGCCAUCUGUUGGAAUGAAGCAACCACUCUCACCUAUUCCCAAGCAAAGAAACAGCAGUUACUGACUUGACAGUGGAUCUCUCCGUGUUCUCUGAUGAUCAUUAUGGCAAUUCCUAGGAAAACAUCUGAGGGUGUUACCAUUGCACAGCAGUUAAGUGUCAGAACGUCCUGCUAAUUCUGGACGUUGAAAGGGUGUUGGUUCUGUACUGUGGCAAACACCUUCCUGUUUGUCUCCAUGCAAUCUGAAGAGAGAAGUGUCUUUUCUGGUGUUGUGAAUGCUGCCUUUCAUACUAUGGGAAGUAUAUGUCUAUUGUUUUAAUCUAAUUUAUUGAUAUUAUUAUUACUGCAGAUGUCACACUGUACAUUGGCCUUGCUAUGCAUUAAGCUCAGCUACUGGCCUGUAAAGAUCUUGCCUCUUUUUACCUGUCCCUGUGUGUGUAUAGGUGUUGCAAAGCCACUGGACCAACUAACUAUACAAGUGCCACUAUAAAAGUUUCUGCAAGAUGAACUAUAAGAGAUUCUCUGCAGCUGAUGUAUGUUUGUGGUCAGAAAUAACCAUGGGAUUGCUUCUGUGCUUGUAGAGUCCAUUUUUGUCGACCUAUGUAAAAAUGAAUAUCCACUCAUUAACGUUAGGAUGUACACCUGUGCUGCGUGAAUGUCUUCUCCUUUUUGCUUUAAAGAUGUUGUAUGAUGCUAAAACGCAUAAAGGAUCUGCUCCAAAAGUUAAACCAGGGUCUGGUGGAGACCUGGGAAUUCAAGCCUUCUAGUUCAGUUCUCCUACUAGCAGGGUGUAGUCCUGAACCUUUUUAAGGAGGUGCUGUAGGCUUGUAAGGUUGUGUGUUGUUAGCUUGCAAGCUCUAUCAUGGUGGUGUAGUACUCCAGCUGAGAGGAGAAGUAAUGGGCGAGAGCACAGGAAGGAAUAAACCAUUCCCAUUUGUGCGCUGAGUUUUCCAUGCUCUCAGUUCAAGUGUAUGUUCCUCUCUGUCUUUACUUUCUACAUGAUUUUGUGCUAAUAAAUUGAGAAAGGGUCGAA
Pogoniulus pusillus (Red-fronted tinkerbird) is the source of this 3131-nucleotide messenger RNA. RefSeq names its product Ras related GTP binding C (gene RRAGC). Gene Ontology annotation, molecular function: GTP binding; GTPase activity. The coding region runs from base 31 to 1263 and encodes 410 amino acids. Lineage: Eukaryota; Metazoa; Chordata; Aves; Piciformes; Lybiidae. The record is from RefSeq and is a predicted model, not a curated record. Gene Ontology annotation, cellular component: lysosome; Gtr1-Gtr2 GTPase complex; nucleus. The transcript has 7 exons. Gene Ontology annotation, biological process: cellular response to starvation; negative regulation of autophagy.